Messenger RNA from Mizuhopecten yessoensis (Yesso scallop), 7614 nucleotides. RefSeq lists its product as uncharacterized. The record is from RefSeq and is a predicted model, not a curated record. The transcript has 7 exons. Bases 821 to 1534 code for a protein of 237 amino acids. NCBI's taxonomy places the organism in Eukaryota, Metazoa, Mollusca, Bivalvia, Pectinida, Pectinidae.
GUUGGUUCUCCGUAGCACGUGCAGCUAUACUGCCACUGCAUGGCUCCCAGCAUCUCGCGCGUUGGUCCAUAAAGAACCUAACAGUUUCGAUCAAUGAUCUUUUGACAUGAUUGUGCGUUAUAUAUACAGCAGACCAAACGUCUUGGAUAAAGACCGAUCAGGGUUGGUCUAAUACUAUUAGUUCGGGUUUACUCUAGGACGGUAUCGGUCCCACAAACUGGUAAGGCUAUUGGUGGUAUCGCUGAGUAGCAGGCAGCCAUACCACGAACCGUGGCGAGAAUAGAGGGCCGGGAAAAUACUAGGAAUUGUGUAAGAAAAGAAUGCUGUAACAUUGCAUUGUACAUAUACAGUGUUUGUUUUAGCUGUAACCGACUCGGCUGUAUACACGAUUUAUGCAUAUACAGGUCAGUAGCAGGAAUAUAGAAUUUGUGUGUACGGUAACGCAUGUGACAAGGAUUUUUUUAUGAAUGAACGUUCGGCUUUGCUGCACGCGCACCAGUGUUUUGUGUGUAGCUGUAUCAGUGUGGCUGUGUUGUAGCUACUGAGUACACGUUCUCAGCUGACUUCCGUCACAGCCACGGAGUUUACACACCGCUAGUGAAUCAGUUGUACAACAUUAUCGGAGAUCACUGAUGUCGCCCUCAUAACCAGAAUGGAGCUGCCAUCGGCAAUGUCGUCAAUGACAACAGACUUUUGAAAUUGAUAUUUCAUUUCCGGCUACGCCAGGAGAAACUAGAUGGAUGUGGUGCAGAGAAGGAAGCGUUCUGGACUUAUUUCCGAAUAGUGAUACGAUGACCACGCAGCACGCAGAGCAUCUGCCAUGGUGUAUCUACCAAAUCUAAAUACAAUGGUGACCGCGAUCUUAUGGGUGGUGAACCUUACGCUAGGCUACUGUCCGGACGACCUCCUCAGCGAGGUGUUUACGUGUCUCCACAACCUCACGUACGGUAGCGGCGAUAGCAUGCUCAUCACGGGCGCAGACGCAGAUCGCAUGCAACGUCACUGCCGACACGGUGAUCUAGACGAUUCAGUUGAUUGCCUUAACAAGAUAUAUAGCCAAUGUACCAGUCCGAGGGACUUCGAAAGGUUACGUAAAUUCGCCGACCCGGACGCAUGGAGGUCGGGGUUCCAAAGAUUUUGCAGUAAUACAGAUUUCUAUGUGGAGCGGCGGACAUGCGUUACAAAACUAGACAAGGAGCUGGAAAAGUGUAUAAAACGGCACGAGGAUUUCACCCUACAAUCAACCGAAAAAAUGGCCUCUUAUUCUCACGAUCAAAUAGAGGAACGCGAAAAUCACAGGAUAGAACAAAUCUGCCGGUUUUUCCAUGGGGCGAAUCAAUGUUUGAAUUCGGACAUCGGGUCUAAGUGCGGCCCGGAGAUUAGUGCCAUCCUAUCGGACUUUGCAGGGGGUAUAAUGCCGCCUGUAUGCAGGGGAUUUACAUUUGACACUUCGUCAGCAUCACAGAUUGAAUUAUCUUCUCUUGGAUUUAUUUUUAUUUUCGCGCUUUUAAUAUUUCAUAAAUGUUUGGUAUAGUCUUGACGCUUUUGUUCGUGAUAUAAACACCCCGACGGAUUUAUUUUUCUACACCAUGACUGUCAUCUUUUCUUCACCUAGAAUUUGGGACCCUUUGCUCAAAGUCAACUGGGACCAUUGAAUUGGCUGAUGUCAUGCCUUCAUCAGUAUCUGUUUUACGUCUCUGUGUUGGAAAUUAUUUUUCGGAUUUGAAACUGAUGAAUUCUCCUGGUGUUCAUAUCAUGGGAAAUGUGUGAUUGUUACGUGACACAGAUAUUGAUGUCUUUUUCACUUCAAAUGAUGUUGUUUCGUGGGAAAUUUACAUCCGACUUUUCUUCAAAAUGGAAGUUUUUGUGAAAGGAUACCCGUUUUCAAAUGGAUACACGGCUACGAGGUUACACGUAGAACACGGAUACACCAAGUGCUGGUUUAAAGUUGAGGUGGCUGAACAUGUUAUUGUGAUAGAUAUACUCACCACGCGUAAUGUAUUCGCGUCAAUCUGGAUGCUAAUAGCUGUAAAUAAUGAAGUGUUGCACAGUUAAAUGGGUGAUUAGAAACGCAUGCAAUAUUUUUCCAUGUUAAAUGAUUUUUUUUUUUAAAUGCAAACGAUAUCAAAGUUGCUACCCGGACGUGUUUAUUUCAUGUCGAUAUGUCAAUUUCAUCAUCUUGUCAGAAACACGACGGCCGUGAUUGGUUUAAAAACGGAAUCAUGAAACUGAAUACUGUAGCUUUCCGGAAAUCACCGAAUAUUGAACUUAUUGUCUUACGGAAAUAAACUAGUUACUGUAUCGCCUUAGACCGGACGUUGCUCAAGGGAAACAAAAAGGCUAAAAUAGUUUUUGAUUUCCGGAUAUAUUAGAACAUAAUUGGUAUCAACUUCCGGCGGAUGUGGCUGCACCGGAAACGAAUGCAAGGUAUGCUGGCAGUGUUUAUAGGUUUGCAGGUUUUCCUUUUGAAUGAAACUAGUCAUUCGAAACAAGCGUUUCUUUUCGAUAAUUAUAAAAUUUACGACAAUAUUCCGAAAACCCCCAGACAUGACUGCAAUAUGUGAACCAGCAAAUGCUUUGAGAUAAGAAAUAUUGUAGUUUCAAGUUUUCGUUUGCUUUUGUUAAGUUUAAACCAUAUAUCUUUAUUAUGAAAUUAAUACAAAUAUUAAGGUAAAGAUAUCGAAAGUGUCCCAAAACUUGCUAGUGUGGUAAUUUUGGAAAUUCUUUGUUUUCACAUUUAAAUAUCAAAACACAUCCUGUUAUAUUUUCAAAACAUUUUUAUGGAAAACAACCCACGCGUUAACGCGUCAAUAGCAACAAUUCCCGACUAGUUCGGCGAACAGCUGUAGAUAUCAUUACAAAGAGCAGAGGUCACGUGUACUGUUAACUUGUGUGAUUUUUUAGGAUUUCUGAAAUGUACAUACGCGUAUGAUUAAGUGCUACAACUGAUACAAAAACUCUGUGCUGUUCGGUAUAUGUUUGACAAUAUACAUCAGUUGAUUGCAUUCAAGGGCCAUUCCUCUAUCAUGUAAAACGUUUGUUUACGAUUAGAAUGGGCGCCCCAAUCUCUUCUCUCUUAAUAGCUGUCAUAUCUUUCAACUUUCUAAUUCACCAGGCAGAAUCAAAUUAUUUCAAAAGUUUGGUGGGCUUUAUUUGUUUCAAUAAAAAUUCAAUGAAAAAACCCUCUAUAAAUUAAUGUAUUUGAUGAUAUAAAACUGUAUAAGUAAAUUAUGUAUACAUUUUCUAAUUUGUAGAUGCUAAUUAAAAUUGGAGUAGGUCUAUAUACUCCGAGAAGAACUAAUAGUUUUUAAAAUAAUGCUCAAGCUGACUAUACUUUAAACUGACGUCCAUUUUUUUACAUACGGAACUCUCAUUAACACUCGACACGCGUACAGCUCUAGUUUACUUCUAAGGCUCACGUGCACUGUACCUACAUGAAUAUAGACAAGAAAUUUGUUCGUUUCAUUUUUAAAAGUUCCUUUUUCUAGUUGUGUAAUGAUAUAACCUCCUCCUGCACUCUUGUAUACUACAUACCGAUGCGCCCUACUGAAGGAAACAAAUGCGUUGCUUUUCAACACAUGUUUGACCGAUGGUUAAAACUAAAUUGACACGUUUUUUUACUCUGUUUAUAGUUAUUCGUGUUUUGUACAUCUGUAACGCCGAAUGUUGCUCAAAUCGUUAAGAAGAGUACAAUUCAAACAUGUAUUUUUGAUUUCUUAAUAAGAAAAUAAGAUCACAGAGAGCAAACACUAGCGCUUUUUAGUGUUUGUUUUAUAUUCAAUCUAGGUGGAUAGUUUGACGAACGAAGUAUUGGAGAGUGGCAUAUUGGAGUCCCCUGAACGAACCAUGUUGUCUGAGCAUUGGCAAAUCAUCAAAAUGAAACAUUCGUGAUUCAUCGAGCCUUUCCGUGAUAUUUCCAACAAGCACGAUUCCAGGACGGUUUCUCCAAGAAAAUGAACAUCGAAUCUCCUCUUUUGAGCAGGAGAAGUUGAAUCUAACCGUUUUCUUUGUUGAAGAUUCCUUCCUUUUCGAUGGCAUUCAAUACCCCAUCAAGGAAUGCAAACGCUAUGGACGAAAAACUGUUCAAGUAGGAAUGAAAAAAAAUAUUUAAAGUUAAUUUAGUUUUACAAAAAUGACGAAGCAAGUUAUAAACUGAUCACGUUUGCUGACCUCGAUGAAAUGCUGACCCCAAUGGAAGCAUGCAGGGAGUCUUCAGGAUCCUACUUCAGGAUCCCUACUCCUACUUCAGGAUCCCUACUUCAGGAUCCCUACAGCACUGCCAACAACUGUAACAAUGCACUUGUAUUUUCCCCGGCAUCUUUAAUGAGUCAUUUCUAAAACAACAUACUAAAUUGUCAGUAGAGCGACAAGGAUUCUUAACACCGGAAGACAUCAGAGUAAGGAGAGAAAACCAACGUUAUCGGGUAGGUGGCUGCCAAAGUUCAAUUCGGAAAUCGAACCCCGGCCGUAUUGGUGAAAUGCGAAUACGCUAGCUACUGCGCCAACGACCUACCAUUUCCAUUUUGUGCGUUCAGUAUUUACAGUUAGAGAGUUACGCACGUGCGUUAUAUUGACUGUGAAUAUGUCUGUAGCAAUCCAAUUAUAAGGUCAAUUUGUUUCCGGAUGAACUCAAAGGUCAAAUUUCAGACAUAUCUCGGGUGAGGCCACGUCACGCAAAGUUAUGUCAACACGUGUUUGCCCAUCCUUUGCGCCAGCUAUACGACCGAUGGACCAUGGAAUGUAUUAAAUAACGUCUGGUAGAAACUAUCACCUGUGAAACAGCUGCUCCCCAACAAGCACAGGUGUGGAACCUCCAUAUUUUUGUCUACAGGUUGUUGUCAAAUUCCAAGUUUUAUUUGGUAAAUGGCAUACAUGUUUCCUUACAGAAAAAACGUCGAUUGUUCGUGGAAAUGUUUAUAAAAGCAUGAAAAAACCCGUUCAAUCCGUAUACUGACGUACUAAAGUUUCAGUCAUUAGCCAUUAAAUUAUGUGAGUGCACAACAGCACUCCAAAUGUCUGUCACAUGAGCGUUUGCUUCGAAGCCAUAUGGAAUGUUAUGUUAAGCGUCAAGCGUUACAUUAACAAGUGAUUACCAAAGUUACGUACCGGGGUGACAUUUUAGUGGUUAUAACAUUAGGAUUAGAUAUUUGAGCUCAUUUGCCCGAAAGACAAGUGAGCUUAUGUCGUGGCGCAGCGUUCUUCAUCCGUCCGUCGUUUUCAAUUUUAUAUUUACGGAGGUAUAACCCCUGGGGGCAGGGGGGCUGGACCCAAUAGGGGAACUAAAGGUUAAUAUUUCUCCUUUGGUUUGGUUGGAGAGAUUUCAACCAAAUUUGGUAAAGAGCAUCAUUUGGCACAGGGGACUCAAUGUUCUAUAAAAAGAGAGUAUGGGCCCCCAUGAGAGCAGAGGGGCUGGACCCAAUAUGGAGAACAUAGUGAUAAAUGUUUAUAAUCCGCUUCUUCAGCUUGAUUGGAGGGAUUUGGCCGAAUUUUAUGUAGAUCAUCCUUUGGUAAAGGGGACUCAAUUUUGUAUGAACGGAGGUUGUGGCCCCCUUGAGGGUGUCUCGAUUUUGUAUAAACUGAUAGUGUGGCACACACUAUCAGUUUAUACAAAAUCGAGACACCUUUGCCAUGGAUGCUCAACACCAAAAUCUGUUUAAAAACUUAUGGAGAAGGUACUCCCUAUUGGGUUUCCCCCCUUUUUUUGGGGCAGAGGGACGGGGUCCAAUAGGGGAAAUAAAGGUCAAUCCUUCUUCUUUAUAUGUUUGAUUGGAAGGACUUAAACAAAUAUUGGUCCAGAGCAUUCUUAGGAAAGGGGGACCACAUUUUGUAUACUAGUAAACGCAGAUUUUAAACAAGUGUUGUGUUGAGCAUCCUUGGGAAAGGGGGUCACACAUUUGUAUUUACAUAGGGUGUACCCGCACAAAGUCCCCCAUCCUCUUUGGCAAAGAAGUGGGUCUCAAUAAGGGCAAUUACGGUAAAUCUGUCUUCUUCUGUGAAUUAGUCAAGAGCAUACUUGGGAAAGGGGAACCAAAUUUUGUAUAAACGGAGAGUGUGACCCCCCUGAGGGCAGAGGGGCUGGGCCCAAUAGGAGUUACUUAACCACAACUUGUUUCGAGCGUCCUUGGGCAACGGGGAUUCAAUAUUGUAUAAACGGAGAGUGUUGCAGAGGAUUGGGACCCAAAGGGAGAAACUUCUCCAUUAGAUUUAAAAUAAAGUUUGUGUAGAGCAUCCAUGGGCAAAGGGAGCUCAUCCAGGAGAAAUUAAGAUAACUCUUUAUAAUCCUUCGUUUUCUUUUAGAUUAGGAGGACUUUAACCUAAAUUUGUGCAGAGCUGCCUUUGGCAAAGGGGAACCAACUUUCGUAUAAACGGAGAGUGUGGCCCCCAUGGGGGCAGAGGGGCGUGGCCCAAAAGAGGGCAUUAAACCAAUUUUGUUGGAGCAUCAUCGAGCAACUGGAAGUCAAUUUUGUAUAGACAGAUAAACCGAUGUGUGAUUUUCGUAGAGCCUCUUUUGGGAAAAAUAAGACUCAUUUUUAUAUAAACGAAGGGUGUUGUCCCCUCGAGACAAUCCCAAUGAAGGACUGGGGGUUGCUGAGAGACGGAGCCAAUAUUUUGAAAUAGUUGCAGUAAUAUAUAGAAUGACAAUUUUUUUUCAAUGGUUGCUUAAUAUUCAUGGUGAGUGAUUCAGGCCCUCUGAGCCUCUUAUAAUCUAUAGCGAGUAUGCAUAGGAGUGUAGAUAUGAGGAUUUGCUGCUGCAUUUUUGGAUUACUUUAUGACAUUCGAUCGAUACAUUUUUUUCAAUGGUUAUGGCCCUGCAUAACGGGUAAGCUGCUGGCAGGGUUCGGGAAGUGUCACAAAGAGUCUAAUUGGACAUGUAUACUGUACCAGACCGCGGACUGGCUACCACCAUUGGUCACUGGGCACCAAGACCAGUCACAAGAAACUUUUUUUUAUUUUUAAUGUAAGGCACUGCGUAGUUUUUUUUUGGGCGGUUGAAAUUCCAGCCCUAUAAAAAUAACACCAGAAAAUGUUAAUUUGAUUGUUAAAUAAUAGACAUUAGCUACGAUGGAGUCGAUAAAAUGUUAAUUUUGAUAAAGACCGUCUUUUCCCAAAACAAACGGUUUUUUUCGAUGUUUGUAAAUUCUGAAGCAACCCUUUAAUUAUGUCGUUUAAAAAUGAACAUUUUUUGUUAGAUAGUUGUUGAAAAGUAUACAGUAUAUUGAUUAAUUUUAAAGCGCGUUAGUCACAGCCUGUUCUGCAUUGCAAAUAGUUUGUGUAAAUGGAGUCUAUUUAAAGCAGAAUUCUUUAGUAAAACGUCGCAGUACAGACGUUUUCCGGAAGGAAAGUAGACCAACUAUGGAUUUCGCCCUGUGGUGUAGACACUUUUAUACCGGAAUACUGCACAGGAUGGCCAAUAUAAACCGAUAUGCUUAUUAUUUCCAAUGGUCUUUUCAAUUGUUGUAUGACUGACUUUUAUGUAUGUGGUGGUUAUUGUACAAUCUUACUGUUGAUAAAUAUCAUUGAUAUCUGUAUCAUGUAUGCAUUUUGACAAGUGAACGCGAAUGAAAGAAGGGCAGAGAGAGAGAGAGAGAGAGAGAGAGAGAGAGAGAGAGAGAG